ACAGUCGCAUGCAGGAGACGCGAGGUGGAGGCCGACGAGUCCGCUCGGCUACUUCCGGCUAGGCACCGGAGGGUCGUCAACGGCCCCUCCCUCGCGGAGCCCACAACCACGUGUUAAUUCGCCUGAUGUGUGUGUGUGUGUGUUCUGUCCCUUCCUUGAAUAGCCCAAUCUCCUUGUCACGUGCCUGCAUAUUCUCCUACGGGAGGGGAAGAGAACGAGAAAGAAAGAGAUGUGUCAGUGAGUUCCCGCGAGAUGUGACGGAAGCCUGUGGGGGACCCGGACUUUAAUGUGCGGCUUUCCCGGCGGUCGUGAGGGGAGGGAGUGCUCAUCCUAAACCGCUGCCUUUUCAGCCGUGGCCCCCAAGGUCUGGAAUACCCUACCCCAAGAAGCCCGCUCUGCUCCCUCCCUGAUGGCUGUCCGGAGACUUCUGAAACUUCCUGUUCCAGAGAGCUUUUGGUAGGGACUGAAGAUAGAGCCGAACGACUGUCAUGAAAAGGAGGCUAUAGUAAAUUGUUUACCUUGUGGAAUUUGGCUUACAUGUGAAAUCUGCCAGGUAAUACAAGGACCUGUGGAAUAUGAGUGAUGACAAACCAUUUUUAUGUACUGCCCCUGGAUGUGGACAGCGUUUUACCAACGAGGAUCAUUUGGCUGUCCAUAAACAUAAACAUGAGAUGACACUGAAAUUUGGUCCAGCUCGUAAUGACAGUGUCAUUGUAGCUGAUCAGACUCCAACACCAACUCGAUUCCUGAAGAAUUGUGAAGAAGUUGGUUUAUUCAAUGAGCUAGCAAGUCCUUUUGAAAAUGAAUUCAAAAAAGCUUCUGAAGAUGAUAUUAAAAAAAUGCCUCUAGAUUUAUCACCUCUUGCAACACCUAUUAUAAGAAAUAAGAUUGAAGAGCCUUCUGUUGUUGAGACAACUCACCAGGAUAGCCCUUUACCUCACCCAGAGUCCACUACCAGUGAUGAAAAGGAAGUGUCACUGCAGCAGACUGCUCAGCCAACAUCCACGAUUGUUCGUCCAGCUUCUCUACAGGUUCCUAAUGUGUUGCUUGCAAGUUCCGACUCAAGUGUCAUUAUUCAGCAAGCCAUACCUUCACCAACUUCUAGCACUGUCAUAACACAGGCUCCCUCCUCCAAUAGGCCAAUAGUGCCGGUGCCAGGUCCUUUUCCCCUGCUGUUGCAUCUUCCUAAUGGACAAACCAUGCCUGUUGCUAUUCCUGCCUCCAUCACAAACUCUAAUGUCCAUGUCCCAACUGCAGUUCCACUUGUUAGACCUGUCACCAUGGUGCCUAGUAUCCCAGGGAUUCCAGGGCCCUCAUCUCCACAGCCUGUGCAGUCAGAGGCAAAAUUGAGAUUAAAAGCUGCUUUGACCCAGCAGCACUCUCAGGUAACAAAUGGAGAUACUGCAAAGGGACAAACAAGUGGAUUGGUUAGAACUCAGUCAGAGGAAGCACGGCCACAGUCACUGCAACAGCCUGCUACAUCUACUACUGAAACGCCGGCUUCUCCAGCUCAGCUUGCACCACAAACUCCAAAUACAGGGGGUCGCCGACGAAGGGCAGCAAAUGAAGAUCCUGACGAGAAAAGACGGAAAUUCCUAGAGAGGAAUAGAGCAGCUGCGUCAAGAUGUAGGCAAAAAAGAAAAGUUUGGGUACAGUCUUUGGAGAAGAAAGCAGAAGACUUGAGCUCAUUAAAUGGUCAAUUACAGUGUGAGGCCUUAAAUGCAUGUGUUCAAAAUAUACAGAAUGAAGUCACCCUGCUGAGAAAUGAAGUGGCACAGCUGAAACAGCUUCUUCUGGCUCAUAAAGAUUGCCCUGUAACAGCCAUGCAGAAGAAGUCUGGCUAUCAUACUACAGAUAAAGAUGAUAGUUCUGAAGACAUUUCAGUGCCAAGUAGUCCUCACACAGAAGCUAUUCAGCAUAGUUCAGUCAGCACUUCCAAUGGUGUAAGCUCCACUUCCAAGGCAGAAGCAGUGGCUACAUCAGUUCUCACCCAGAUGGCAGACCAGAGUACAGAGCCAGUGCUUUCACAGAUUGUAAUGGCUCCUCCGUCCCAGUCACAGCCUUCAGGAAGUUGAUUAAAAACUUGCAUUGUUUUUAGAUACUCCUUAGCAACUUCAAAGGGAAACCAAGGAAAGCAGCCUUCAUUUAGGAGAAAUCUGUAGCUAAAACUUACUCAUCUGUAAAGUUCAAACUUGAAUUUGGCUUUGAAAGUUGGCAAACAGGAAUUGCACAGCGGGUUGUGGUCUCUUAAUAGACAUCCAAGUUCAUUUUUCUUUCCUAAUUAGGAUUGCUAGUUUUUUUCAGUGCUCAUCAUAUAAAGUGUUGGUACAGUUGAAAUGUACUUACUUCUUUAAUUUGGUGGUAUUCCAAACAGUCACUUAAAAUGCUCACCCCAAAAACUGUGAUAGUAAUGUUUUAUACCAAAGUUCUGCAUAGAAUCCUAUUAAGUUUGUAAAGUCUACAAGAUCAUAAAGCACUAGGCAAAAGACAGAAACAGUAAAUUUGCUUUUAGUCUUAUUUUGCCUUUAUAUUGUUUUGCACAUUAUGAAAGGAAAAACAUUGGGAGAAUAUGUUUGAUUAUAUUAUGUAGCAUUUUUUUGGGCUUUUUAACUGUUUGGGCGUUUUUAAAGAAUUUUGUUUAACAGGGCCAGUACAGUAUAUGAAAUACAGUACUUUUUUAUGCACAUAUGUAAUCUUGAUCAGGGUCAUUACUAGCUAGAUUUUCCUUUUUAAACAGAUGUCAGCUUAGCUAGCACUUCCAUUUUGAAAUCAGGAGCUUCGUGUCUGCUGCAAAACAAAAAAAACCUGCAGCUACCCUUUUCUUACUAAAAUAACAACAGCAGAAAAAUUCUCAACAGGGUUAUGAAAGAUGGAAUACUUUUUCAAAGCUAACUUGAUAUUUUGUGGUUUCUUGAGUCUUAAAGAGGAGAUUAUUCAUACUGCAAGAUCGUAUGGAUGCCAGGAAAGCUUGAAAUUCCCUCAUCAAACAACUCAAGACUUUUUUUUUUGUCAUUGUCUUGUAUCUGCAAGGUAACUUGUACUUUAUUCUUGUGUAAGCACUGUCAUCUUUUAGUAGCAAAAUUUUGAUACUUUUCUUGUGGGGAGAAAAAAAAUCAAUAUUUACCGUACCGUGGAAACAAUGUAAUUAUAGUGUGUGUGUGUGUGUGUGUGUGUCUGAGAGAGAAAGAAUGGUUCAGUAGUUUAUGCCGGCAAUCUGUGCUUGAAUGUUUAAAGAUGCCUUCAGUGUGAUGCUGGCUUGAUAGGUGAUUGCAGUUUUUGAAAUGUUAUUUACUGUGUGCAUUUGGAUAACUAACAUUCCAUGAUGUAGUUUGUUUCUGGUAAGAUGAUUGUAGGUACAGUUUUUCUCAUUAUCCAAUCAUCUGUAGGAUAUUGAGUUUUUUAAUGUGCCAUCUAUUUUAAUUCUGUAAUGUUAAAAAUAUAUAAUAUUUUAUUAUUAAGUUGUAAAAGUACAAAACAGGUGUGUGCUUUCACAUCAGAAAAACUUUGUAGAACAGCAAAGGAAACUACACAGUAGCAGCAUCUGGCAGUAAAAAAAAAAUUCCAUUAUGUAUAUAACAAACACUUCAUGCAUUUAUUGUGGGUUGUGUAACUCAUUUGUUCUAUGCUCUGUUUUAACCUAGGGUGCCAUCAAACUAUGAAACAUUCAGUUUUAGAUCAUUGAAUUUUAAUUGGUGGUAAUGGCAGAGAACAACUCUGAUCUGUAUGAAGUACAACCAAACUAGAAUGGAAGCUGAACAAAGUCAUAAAAUUAUGUACCGUAUAUUCCGGCGUAUAAGACGACUGGGCGUAUAAUACGACCCCCAACUUUUCCAGUUAAAAUAUAGAGUUUGGGAUAUACUUGCCGUAUAAGACUACCCCAGUCGUUUUAUACAUAAAUGUGUGCAACUCAACUAAGGGAAAAAUGCAGAAACAGAAAGUAUUUCCCCCCUAAGCAUAGAAGAUAGGGUUUUAUUUUUCCAAAGAUACAGAUCAAGCAACUAUUAUAUGUAAACGGACAAAGAAAGGGGGGAGAGAUCAAAAAGAAACAUAGCUAUGCCGAUGCCUUGCUUGCAAGGUAAAUCCUGAGGUCAAGAGAGAUGCGCAAGGCAAUCCUAAACAAAUUUAUUAGAGAGUAUCCCCACACACUGAACUUAAUGGGACUUACUUCUGAGUAAACAUGCAUAAGAUUGCACUGUCAAGGGCCUGCCUAAUUCUCCCAUUACAAUCAAAAGGACAUAAAAGUGGAUUGUGCCCAUAUUUUAAGAUUAUGGGUGCAAUCUGAGAAUAAUUUACCCCCGUUUCUUAGUAGGAAAGGACGGGCGGGGGGAGGCUGCUGUCCUUCAGGCGUGCAUAAAGGAGUAGUCCGGUACUAUGCAUCGGAGGUAGGUCCCAGUAAAUUCAGGGAGGUUUUCUCCUAGGUAAAUGUCCUUAGGAUUGCAGCUCUGCAAGGCUUCUCCUCCUUUUGCACAGUUGUCUUCCCGUUGGCAAAACUGUGAUUGUAAGGUCCACAAGGCAAGGAACAUUGUAUAUAGUUACUGAUGUUGUUUCUUUAUUUCUUCUCUCUGUUUAUUUUCUUACCGUAACUCUGUAAAGGGCAUCCCCGUAUUCUGAUCGCUCUCUAUAAAAUAGUUACUCCUAGUAACAAUCACCAAGAGUUGAUUUAAAGGUUAAGGGCAGUUCCUAAUAGUGACCAGGAUCACCUGGACCCGCUCAAGCCCAGCCUUAAGCAGCGUUAUUCUACCUUUCGGUUUUUGAGUCUUUUCCCCUCUGCUCCUUCCAUCUGCUUUCCUGGUCGCACCCUUGCAAGACUCGUGUUCUGCUUUCAUGGAAACCAAUGGCUUGCCCUAUUACGUCUGGGCAGAUAGAACUUAUCUCUCCCAAGGAGAUAGAAAUGGCUGUUGUUCCUUUUUGUUGUCUGGAAGAGAAUAGGCGCACUAUUCAACGCCACACACAAAGUCUCUGUCCUCUUGAUAAAACAGUUACAUUUUUUCCUUAGAAAUCCUGGGCCUUUUUUGCUUUGGUGAGCAGAACACAAUUGAAGCACAGCUCGUGAGUCUGAAGGGAGAGGGUGCGUGGGGCGCCUGUUGCA
This is a messenger RNA of Rhineura floridana, 5089 nucleotides long. It is a transcript of the gene ATF2, whose product is annotated as activating transcription factor 2. Gene Ontology annotation, biological process: regulation of transcription by RNA polymerase II. The transcript has 15 exons. The coding region runs from base 576 to 2075 and encodes 499 amino acids. Gene Ontology annotation, molecular function: cAMP response element binding; DNA-binding transcription factor activity, RNA polymerase II-specific. NCBI's taxonomy places the organism in Eukaryota, Metazoa, Chordata, Lepidosauria, Squamata, Rhineuridae. The record is from RefSeq and is a predicted model, not a curated record.